Molecule: messenger RNA, 28495 nt
Organism: Xyrichtys novacula (pearly razorfish)
Lineage: Eukaryota; Metazoa; Chordata; Actinopteri; Labriformes; Labridae
Source: the annotation of a GenBank genome assembly
AGACGAGCGACAGAAAGACGAGAGGCAGACGGACGAGGAGACGAGGAGACGAGGAGACGAGGAGAGGACAGGAAAGGUCUGCUCUUCUCUCUCCAUCUCUACACCACUCAGCUCUUCUCCUCCUCCUCCUCCUCCUCCUCUCUCCCUCCUCCCAUCUAACACGGGGUUCCCCUAACUUUGAGGCUUUUCCCUCCUCCCCCUCCUCCUCCUUCUUGUUGCGCACUCUGCGUUCGCUCCGGCGCUCCGGCGCUCAGUUCUCCUCCGACUUCAUGGACUGGUAGCAGGAGUCUGGAGAUCCGGGACCAGCGGAGAUGAGGGGGUUGGAGGAGGCGUACGCCCGUCAGCGAGGAGGAGCUUUAAUGGUGUUUUCAUGUCUGAGGAGAGAGAGCGAGCACAGAUGGAGCGGAGGAGGAGCGCUCUGAGCGCCGCAGAGCUCCACCAGGACACCUGCUGCUGCUGAAGGACCAGGAGAGACCAGGAGAGUCUGAACCUCUGCAGACAUGUGACACUUCUGUGGGUCUUCUGAAGGAGCUCCAUCACUGAGGGGUCCAAGACAGUCUGGGAGAGACCCCCACCUUCUUCUUCUUCUUCUUCAUGAGUGACUUUAGGAUGGCUCCUCCUCUUCUUCUUCUUCUUCUUCUUCUGCUCCCAGACCUUCUCGAGGCGCAGCUGACCCCCAACUCCACGUCUGGAGUCACGGAGGAGACCAACAACAGGACCACCGAGUCUCCAACAGACACCACAGGAUCCUUGGACCCGCCUGGAAGCCCCUCCAGCUCCCUCAGCCCCCCACAGAUGUCCUCAGAACCCCCCACAGAUCUGGAGGAGGACUGGUCUCCAGCAGAGACCUUCCUGUACACAGGAGACCUCCUCACCCUGGUCGGGGGGCGAUGUUCACGGCCGUACAGCCCCCCAGGACAGACGGGGUCUCUGCCCGCCAGCUUCAGCGCCCCCCUCAGACCGGCUCUGGACGCGCUCGCCAACACGGCCAACUUCCUGAACCUGAUCUUCCAGGCCAGCGACCUUCGGGAGAGCACGGUCCAGGAGGACCUGGAGUGGUACCACGCUCUGGUCCGCGCCCUCCUGGAGGCCGACCUUCUGAUCCAGCGGGCCCUGCUCACCUUUGACGCCGACCCGACAGCCCCGGUUCCGCAGCUGGUCCUCCGGGCCUCCAGAGACCCUGUAGCCAAGAUCCAGACCAGCAUCCUCCAGGAUUUAUCCAAGUCCUGGGAGCUCCUGCACCCCCCUGCCCCCGCCCCCGACGACAGCUGGUUCAGGAGCUUCAAGUUCCCCGAGUCCAGACAGACACCGCCGGUUCUGUCAAAGCGGGUCCUCCUCAAUGACCUCGACACCCUGGAGACCCCCAAGUGGAGGCGGGGCGACAGUUAUGUGACCAACCGCAGUGGGGUCCGGUGGUCCGGCGCCCCCUUCCUGGACUGUAGGGACGGGCGCUUUGUGCCGGGAUGGAUGCUGACCCUGUCCACGUCCUUCUACGGCCUCAAACCGGACCUGACCCCGGAGUUCAGGUGAGAAAACCAGACCAGAACCAGACAGGUCCAUGAGUCUGACAAAGAGAGUCAGAGAGUCUGGACUGAGCUGUCCUCAUGAAUCCUCUUAAAUCAGUCGUAGUGUUUCUAACGACCUUCAGGUGACCCUCAGGUGACCCUCAGGUGACCCUCAGGUGACCCUCAUGGUCUCAUAGCUGCUAAAGGUCAAACCUCAUUAACACUGAAGUCCUCCUCAGACCUCCUACCUGGACAGACGGGGACAGAUGAACCCUGGUCCUCUAGAGGACUUCAUUCUGUUUUUUUUCUAAACUGAAGCAGAAACACCUGAAAUGAUGCUGACUCAGCAGAAUCUCAGUCUGACUGUGAGUAAAUCUCCAUAACCGAAACCGUCAGUGAGGUCAGUGAGGUCAGAGAGGUCAGUGAGGUCAGAGAGGUCAGAGAGGUCAGAGAGGUCAGUGAGGUCAGUGAGGUCAGAGAGGUCAGAGGUCAGAGGACAGGAGGAACGUUUGAAAACAGUCAGCAGCAGUUUUCACCUGUUUCUGUUUGAAGUGGACAGGGUUCGAUCAGAGCUGACAGUGUGUGUGUGUGUGUGUGUGUGUGUGUGUGUGUGUGUGUGUGUGUGUGUGUGUUUUCCUCUGUCAGGGGUGUGAUCCGUGUGGACGUCAAAAUUCAGGACAUCGACUUGAACCAGUGUGCCACUGGAGACGGAUGGUUUGCAGACACUCACCAGUGUAACCGAACCAACAUGGAGGUAAAUGAGGUUUUGAUGGUCCAGAUGAGACCUGAGAACAGGACUCUGCUGGACCUGCGGGUCACUUCUCAGAACAGAGUCUAGAAAAAUGUCAAUGAUGAUGAAACACGACAGAUUUAACCGCUUAGACGGCGACAAAAACGAGUGUACGCGCUCUGAGCACGCUCCGGUAUUUGAACACCGGCGUCCGCUCUUUCUGACUGUAAACAAAGCCGUUCUCCACCUCCUCUAACCUGAUUGGUUGUGAGGCAGACGCUGCUCCCCCGUGUCGUUCAGGAGCCCAAACAAAGUUAGCGUGCUACAAUAUCGGACAGUAGAAACCAACCAGAAAGUUCGGAAAAUUGUCUGAAUCCUCCUUUGGCCACGACUGCCGACACAAGCAAGAAAACACUCAAACAUAAACAGUCUGCAAGAAAACAGUCAACAAGAAAACAGUCAGCAAGAAAACAGUCAACACCAAAACAGUCAACAAAAAACAGUCAACAAGAAAACAGUCAACAAAAAACAGUCAACAAGAAAACAGUCAGCAAGAAAACAGUCAGCAAGAAAACAGUCAACAAGAAAACAGUCAAACAUAAACAGUCAGAAAGAAAACAGUCAACACCAAACAGGUCAACAGGUCAACAAGAAAACAGUCGACCAUAAUCAGUCAACAAGAAAACAGUCAACCAUAAACAGUCAACACCAAAACAGUCAACAAGAAAACAGUCAACAAGAAAACAGUCAACAAGAUAACAGUCAAAACCAAACCGGUCAAAAAGGAAACAGUCAACAAGAAAACAGUCAACCAUAAUCAGUCAACAAGAAAACAGUCAACCAUAAACAGUCAACACCAAAACAGUCAACAAGAAAACAGUCAACAAGAAAACAGUCAACAAGAUAACAGUCAACAAGAAAACAGUCAACAAGAUAACAGUCAACAAGAAAACAGUCAACAAGAAAACAGUCAACAAGAAAACGUCAACUAUAAUCAGUCAACAAGAAAACAGUCAACCACAAACAGUCAACACCAAAACAGUCAACAAGAAAACAGUCAGCAAGAAAACAGUCAGCAAGAAAACAGUCAACACCAAACCGGUCAAAAAGAAAACAAUCAACAAGAAAACAGUCAACCACAAACAGUCAACACCAAAACAGUCAACAAGAAAACAGUCAACCAUAAACAGUCAGCAAGAUAACAGUCAACAAGAAAACAGUCAGCAAGAAAACAGUCAACAAGAUAACAGUCAACAAGAAAACAGUCAACAAGAAAACAGUCAGCAAGAUAACAGUCAACAAGAAAACAGUCAACAAGAAAACAGUCAACAAGAAAACAGUCAACAAGAUAACAGUCAACAAGAUAACAGUCAACAAGAAAACAGUCAGCAAGAUAACAGUCAACAAGAAAACAGUCAACAAGAAAACAGUCAACAAGAAAACAGUCAACAAGAUAACAGUCAACAAGAAAACGUCAACUAUAAUCAGUCAACAAGAAAACAGUCAACAAGAUAACAGUCAAAACCAAACCGGUCAAAAAGGAAACAGUCAACAAGAAAACAGUCAACCAUAAUCAGUCAACAAGAAAACAGUCAACCAUAAACAGUCAACACCAAAACAGUCAACAAGAAAACAGUCAACAAGAAAACAGUCAACAAGAAAACAGUCAACAAGAUAACAGUCAACAAGAAAACAGUCAACAAGAAAACAGUCAACAAGAUAACAGUCAACAAGAAAACGUCAACUAUAAUCAGUCAACAAGAAAACAGUCAACCACAAACAGUCAACACCAAAACAGUCAACAAGAAAACAGUCAGCAAGAAAACAGUCAGCAAGAAAACAGUCAACACCAAACCGGUCAAAAAGAAAACAAUCAACAAGAAAACAGUCAACCACAAACAGUCAACACCAAAACAGUCAACAAGAAAACAGUCAACCAUAAACAGUCAGCAAGAUAACAGUCAACAAGAAAACAGUCAGCAAGAAAACAGUCAACAAGAUAACAGUCAACAAGAAAACAGUCAACAAGAAAACAGUCAGCAAGAUAACAGUCAACAAGAAAACAGUCAACAAGAAAACAGUCAACAAGAAAACAGUCAACAAGAUAACAGUCAACAAGAAAACAGUCAACAAGAAAACAGUCAGCAAGAUAACAGUCAACAAGAAAACAGUCAACAAGAAAACAGUCAGCAAGAAAACAGUCAGCAAGAAAACAGUCAACACCAAACCGGUCAAAAAGAAAACAAUCAACAAGAUAACAGUCAACAAGAAAACAGUCAACACCAAACCGGUCAAAAAGAAAACAAUCAACAAGAAAACAGUCAACCAUAAACAGUCAACACCAAAACAGUCAACAAGAAAACAGUCAACAAGAUAACAGUCAACAAGAAAACAGUCAACAAGAAAACAGUCAGCAAGAAAACAGUCAACAAGAAAACAGUCAACCAUAAACAGUCAACACCAAAACAGUCAACAAGAAACAGUCAGCAAGAAAACAGUCAGCAAGAAAACAGUCCACACCAAAACAGGCAACAAGAAAACAGUCAACAAGAAAACGCUGCUCCCCCGUGUCGUUCAGGAGCCCAAACAAAGUUAGCGUGCUACAAUAUCGGAAAGUAGAAACCAACCAGAAAGUUCGGAAAAUUGUCUGAAUCCUCCUUUGGCCACGACUGCCGACACAAGCAAGAAAACAAAGUAAAUACCGGAGACCUUGGAGGAAUAACGGGCGCUUAAAACGGAGGUAGACCGGACAAGAGCUAAAAAGCCGGGUCAACAUAAACCAUGGGGGACGCUUGGGGAUCUUGGUGACCCUGUAACCUUUCUGCUGGACAGGUAAACCGCUUUAACAAAGUAAGACAAGUGUCUGUAACAGAAGUGUUUCUUGUCAAACGGACCUGCUGUAGCGUGUUGUAGCGCCAUCGCUAAACUGUCCUCCCUCGGGUCCUGGACUAUGUCACUUUAUCCUGCAAACAUCAAGCAGGAAGUUAAACGGCAUGGAUGCGUUAAAAGCUGGAUAGUAAACAAAACCUCGUCAAACCACGAAAGGACGUGAAAAGGCGAAACUUUCCAAUCAUACAAACAAACAAUUUCACCGAACUCCAAAGAUGUCGACCAGGAGGUGAUCGCCACGAUUCGAGCUAAAGGGGGCGUGUCUCCAGCUGCUGUGGUCUGAAGCUCGUUAAAUAAUUAACCAGACUGCAGCAUCAGCAGGUUGAGCUUUCACUCUGUCAUUGUUUCGACUCUGACCCAGUUCAAGGACAGAAUCCAGUUCGACCAGCUCCAGAACCAGUCAGCUGGACUCUUUAACGUGAGGAGGAUUCAGGUUUGACUGAAACCACGAGUUUCAUUUAUUUUGAAAAACUAUGACAUAUACUGUAACUCGCCAGAAGGGGGAGCUCUAAACGUUUUGGCUUCACUUUUGGGAAACUGCUUUUAAAGGGAAAUCUUCUCAAACUUCUCCUCUUUACUGACACUGACUGUAAAUAAACAGGAAGUAAACGCGGCGCUCACCAGCUCCUUCAAAAUAAAAGCAGCAGUUCAGUUUUUUUCUCGAACAUGUCAGCUGACUUCUCCGUGAGUUUAGAUGUGAGGAGAGUUAAGUGGUGGCUCUGUGUAAUCCAUAUCACACUAAUGUUCAGCCUGUGUGUGUGUGUGUGUGUGUGUGUGUGUGUGUGUGUCUUUGCAGCAGGAUAAUAAUGUCCUCGUCGAGGCAUUAUGUGUCCAUUUAGCUUUUAACUUAGAUUAACACACAGACCGACAAAGUGUUUGUGUGUGUGUGUGUGUGUUUGUGUAUGUGUGUGUUUGUGUGUGUGAGUGUGUGUGAGUGUGUGUGAUGGGCUGAACUGAAGCUCGUAUCAGAGACAGAGGUUAAUAUUUGAACCUCAUCCUGUAAAAAAAACCUUUGCACACAUCACUCCUGGAGGCCCCGCCCACCAUCUCUCUGUCACUUUGUAGUUUGUGAACGUUUUAAACUGAGGGGCGGGGCUACAGACACUAACUGUGUCAGAUAGUGUGAUAUGAACUCCUCUGUGUGCUCGACCACAAGAGUCCAGAUGACUGAGAAACCGUCUGCAGACCCAGAAUUCAGCACUUUAACAUUUGUGAGAAACCUGGAUGAAGAAGCUGCAGAUGUUCUGACGGCGCUGAAGUCCAAAACCAGAAGAGCGUCAGUGUUGACAGUGAAAUGUGAGCAGAGCCUCUCAGACUAAUGCUGCUCUUUAAACCAUCUGUCCUCCAGCUCUAAUCCUCCGUCUCUGUCCACCAUCACUUUCAUUUAUCGACUUUUUUAUUCCUCUUUUAUUUCCUGAUGAGCCGUCAUCUUCAGACUCUGCUUUAGCGCUUUAACUCGGGUCAUUUUGGACUCUUCCUGGGUUCUUUCUCCUCCUCUGCUGUAGAAUAAGGUCUGUUUGUACAGUUUGGUCCGACUCUGUCAGGUUUAGUGAAAUCUACUCAUGAAAUGAUCUAGAAGACUUGUUUUCUCUGUGUUUCAGUGUGUACCGAUUCCAGGCCGAGGUUUCCGUCUGGGUCAGUACUGCUGCAGAUGUAGAGAGGGUUACUACAACCCUGAGACCCUCAUCCAAGACCUGGGUAAGUCUGUUUUCAACCUCGAACGGGCAAAACCCACAGGAUCCAGAACGGCUCCGCUCCGGCACGGCCGGCGUCCGGCUCCACUGCGGAUCUGCUCCGGUGGUCGGAUCAGAAACACAAGGCUUCUAUUUUUGCUGGACGCCGCAGCACGGCGCAUCGAUUCAGUGCAGCGCAGCAGAGGAAGUUUUAUGCAGUUACAAAGUAAAACAUCUGAUAAAUUUUCAAAAUAAAACAAAGUCAACACGUUGAACUGCUCUUGACUUGAUAACAGGAGAGGUCAGGGUUGUGGGAUGUGGGUGUUUAUUUACGCCGAUUGGCGGAUCUCAUUCUAUGACUCCCGGGGAAACACGUGAGAUCUCGUGAGAUCUCGUCUAGUCUCACGAGAAAUAUCGGUAAUCUUGGGAGCGCUUCUCCUUCAAUGGCGGCGGAUUGGAUCCGGUGGAGCUCUGUAUGCUUGCAGAUCUGAUCCGCCUGCCGGUCUGGAGCGGAGCCGUUCUGGAUCCUGUGGGUUUAGCCAGUGAGGUCUAAUUUGUAAUGAGGGGUCUGAAGUCUGUUUCAGUCACGAGGUGGUCUUCUUUAACUCUUUUUUAACUCUUCUUUAACUCUUACUGAACUCUUCUUUAACUCUUCUUUAACUCUUACUGAACUCUUCUUUAACUCUUCUUUAACUCUUACUGAACUCUUCUUUAACUCUUACUGAACUCUUCUUUAACUCUUCUUUAACUCUUACUGAACUCUUCUUUAACUCUUCUUUAACUCUUCUUUAACUCUUACUGAACUCUUCUUUAACUCUUCUUUCACUCUUCUGUAGCAAUCAAGACAACCCUGGAUGUGAAACCCACACAUUCCUUACAGGAAAGUUUCCUUAUCUGGUCCCAGGAAACAGGAUAUAAAUCUUUCCAGACGUGUUUGCACUUUCAGGUUAAAUAAGUGACCCAACCGGAGGUUGACUAAACCUCUGACUCUUCAGGAUUGGUCAGUUCGGCGAACAGAGACAGAGUUUUUAUUACCUUUCAAACUGACUCCAUUACUGACCAUCUAAAUAAACAUUAACGUCUCAACCCAGAUCUCCCAUUUGAGAUUUAGCGUCUUAAAGUGUGUGAACAUACGGACUCCAGGAUAAGGGGGGACACUGACCUCCAGACCUCGGUCGUAAAACCCUGCUCGACCAUACACUGAUAAAGACUGCAUUCCUUUGGUGAAAGAAUACAAAUGACUGAUCAUGACAUCUUACGCAUUCAGCAAUGUACUAAUCUGUCUAAUCAUGAAAUUUGUGUUAAAAUGAGAUGUUUCCCGUUUUUCUAUGUGCUUCAGAAGCCAAGUUAUCUUAUCUGACAGAAUAAAUCCUUAUUCUUUAGUUCUUUAGACCAACAGCUUUUCAGACUGUUUCAUGAACUUUUAAGAGUUAAAUUUAUUGACUAUGAAUCCUAAGUUUACUCUAAGUAACAGAAAUAGUUUAGAAAUGUUUGGUUUAUAUUUUAGUUAUUUAUUUAGUAUCUUAACCAUUAGGUGGUUAUAAUGUCACUGAAUAAUCUGAAUGUGAGUAUUUAGAAUCCAUUAUUAAUCAUGAUGACGUUCAUUCACAUGUGUUUACUCUUUUGUUGUUCACAGUUUCCAUGUGUUACUAUCUGUUUCAUUUCAGAGUAAUUUAGCAUGUUCAAUGUGAUACUUAAAACAUAAUGAGAAUGUUUGAUGUGAUCCUACACUUCAUUCAUAUGUGUUUAGUAUCAAAUUAUUUAUCAUGAAACCAAGCAUUCAAUGAUAUUAAUCAUAGUGAGUGAGUAUCAGAUCUGACUCUUUUACCAGCCAAAAGAAUAAGUUAGAUCAAAUAAUCAGAGACCCGAUGACCCCUCCUCUUUCUCCUCAGACACUCCCAGUGUGAGAAGAUAAAACCAGUGGAGUGGGGUUGCUCGCUCUCUUAUCUCUCUUAUGCUUCUGCUCUUCUGCUGACUCUCUUGUCCCCGGCUCUUAUGCCCCUUCUCUUCUGUCCACACCCUUCUGUGGUGCGUUUCUUUGUUUUCUCUUAGAACUUUUUCUUAGUCUUCUAAGUUUUACGCCACGUGUUGAUUCACGUUGAUUUUUCUUUAACAUCGUCUUAGUUCAAGUUUUGAAACUUCAACUUUUUGUGCACAUAGCAAUUCAAGAUUAAGCCUUUGAUUGAUUUUCUUUAAUUUCGCGAAGCCAUUUUUGAAAGUUUUCUCUGCUCUUCGAGCCUCGUCUUUCUGAGUUUUCUGCGUGAUUUCAAAGUCACCUCCGAACGCAAUCCAACAGGCCCAGGUCAUCCUCUGUGCCAGAGUUUUUGAGUGAGACUAAAGAAGUACCCAAACGAGCAUCCACAGGAUCCACAGGCGCUGGUUUUUGCUUCGGGCCUGAGUGCUGCAACUCCUGGCUCAUCCUUCGGCUGACUUCAGUCGUCUUCUGAGCUGAACCGCUCGAACCGCCAGUAGCCCCGGACCUUCGGAACCUGCUCCAUCUUCUCCAAGGACCAGUCUCACUUAAGUAUGCAAACCUCCAGAGCUCUAAAGAGGGCUGGUGCUGUUUCCUGCGUUCAUAGCUCAGAUAUCCUCUUAUUCUGGCAAUCUUAGAUUCCUCCAAAUCCACAUCCGAGUUUAUCUCGACACUAAAGUUAGUGUAGGUUAAUAUGUUAGCGCAUAUUCACUCACUAUCAUUAACUUUAGUGCUCCUAGCCUGACUCAGAAUCUUUAUUUAUUCACUUAUUAUUAUUUUAUCCUCAUUAUCUUAUCAUCAUUUAUUGCAUGUGUGUUGUACCAUCAUUUAUCCUGUAAUAAACAGAUCAUUAUUUUUCUAAGUUCUUGACUGUUAGUGUUCUUCCAGAAGUGGAGUCCCUGAAAUUAGAAUUUCGACUUAAGAUAUGAGACUGAUUAAUUAAGACUGAUUAAUUAAGACUGAUUAAUUAAAACUGACUUGAUGUUUGAUUUCUGAAUUAAACUUUUGUUUUCUUUAUUUUCCCACCAUUAAGGGUGGGUGGUGCCCCUUUCAACGAGUGCAUAAAUGUCAUAAUUUGAGAUUAUUAAUCUUCAGACAUUUAUUAUAAAUUCCAAUCGCUGCAGUAUUAUUUUGGUGCGGCCUUGUGAGGCUCAUUUCAAAUCGCUACAUAUAUUUUGGUGCCCCGUGUGAGGCGUUUCAAACAAAACUUCUGGAUACUAACAGACAACCUAAAACUUAGCCUUCCAAAUUGAUGAGAGAAACUUAUUUCCAGGCUAUCCUAGACUUAAUCACAAUAAAUGCUAUGCUUGCUGAAGUUGCUUGACUAAGUUCUGAUGUUUUCCUGAUCUAUGCAUAAAACCUUUAUGCUCUGUGUUUCACACACUUUUGUACUACAUGCCUGUAGUCUGUGUUUGAGCUGGACAGCGUGAAAUGUUUUUCUGAGUAGCAGUGAGACUGCCUCUUCCGCUCUGUCUAGACUGUCCAAUAUUUAAGUGCACGAUUGUUGCGUCGCCGUACGCUUGUAUUUAAGGCCUUUGGCUGAACCCAGUGUUCGCGAUGCUCCGAGCUGUGGUUUCAAGCCCCUGAAGUCUCUGUAGUCUGCUACGAGGUUCUAGUAACUAUAUGGGAUUCAGAUUUCCUCCUUUCCCCUGACAGAUUAGCUACCUGUCACAGGAAACCACUGUAACAGUGGGAGGUUGUUGUUUGAUUGAAUUCAGACAAAAUUUGUGUUCACAAAUCGCCGCAUUUGUGAUUUUUAAGUUUGCAGUUGAAUCUGCUGUUGAGGGAUUUGUUACUUUGAUUCUUGUCUCUAUAGUCUGCUAUGAAGUUCUAGUAACUAUAUGGGAUUUAGAUUUCCUCCUUUCCCCUGACAGAUAAGCUACCUGUCACAGGAAACCACUGUAACAGUGGGAGGUUGUUGUUUGAAUGAAUUCAGAUAAAAUCCGUGAUCACGAAUCGCCGCAUUUGUGAUUUUAAAGUCUGCAGUUGAAUCUGCUGUUUAAGGAUUUGUCACUUCGAUUCUUGUUCCUGUAAAUGAUUCUAUUGAACCAAUCUGCCUGAGCAGAUGGUGUAAAGUUCUAUGUUUGAGGGUGCAGACGCAGCCUGCUGUGAAAGGUUAACCCUUUGUUGUCAGUGGAGAGACUGACCAUGUGGCCUUAAGCAGAUAAGGCCCUUCAAGGAGGCAGAGCCUAAAGGCCCCUUCCUGCACACUUCCCAACUCCUCACAGCCACAAGAGGCUAGUUGGAUGACUGUUUCCUCUUUUCUUCUUCUUUUCCACUAGUGUUGAGCUUGUGCAGUUCUCCCAACUCCAUACUGCCCCACAUGGUUGCUUUUGGUAUUGAGCUAACACUGCUAUUAUCUGCCUGCAGUAUCAGCCAGCUGUACUGCCUCUCUGUAGUCAGUGCGUAACACUCUACAGACAUAAUUCAAGUGAUUGACUUGGUUGAUGAAGUUUGAUGUGCUUAUUCUAAAUCAUUGAUCAUUGAUUUUUGAUUUUUAUCUUUGUUAUAAGAGCCUCCAUAAUGUAUUGAUAAAGUAACUCCUUGAAUCAAUCACCUGAUCUUGUUGUUACUUAUCACACCAUUGAGCAGUUUUACUGUUCCCUAUAAUACAUGAAUGUAUUAACCCUCCUCAUAAGAUUGAUUAAUUAAUUAAUGAACAAAUAAAUUAAUAUUUGAAAUUUCUUUUAACACUCCAGAUGGAUUUGGUAGUUGAAUCUUUGGAUUUAUUGCAAUUUGUGAAUUAACUUUAGAGUUAAUUCCUUAAAUUGACAAUUUCAUUGAUUUUUCAAAUUCAUCCAACUGCAUCAGGCAGUUUAUUUAAGCUUUGCUGAUCUCUGCAACACGGAGACAAAUUGAACCCUUUAUUCAAUGGUUCUGUAUCUGAUGUUAAAUUUAAUUUAACAUUAUUUCACCUUUUGUUUUCAAUUUUCAUUGAAAUGAAUUUAACUUUAUGUUAUUUUUCUCUCCAUUAGAGAUCUACUCAGAUAGGCUCUUCCUCUUUAUCAAGCACAGAUAAAUUAAGUCGAUUAACCCACUUAAUUUGAUAUUUUGCUUCUUCCUUUCAUUUUAAGCCAACUCAAACUCAUCAACCAACCACCUGCACCUCUUUACCAAAACCAAACAUGCCUAACACAAAAGAGUCCAGCCAGGGAGACCCCCUGAGGGACAUACACACAGUGUUGGCAAACUUGACUAGUCAGCUGAUACUUCAGUACAUGACUAAGAUUCAAAAGGCCAAACCCUCCAAUCCGGAGGAUGCAAUGGCUGACUUACUGGAAACAGCUUUAACCACGACACUUCGUGACAAAGAGCUCACUAGAUGCAUGUCUGUCGUGAUGUCUUCUCAGCUUGAGUAUAAAGACUACUUGCUGGAAUGCGCUUUAGCAAAGAUAAAGGCGCAAAAAGACGAAAACAGCGCUCUGAAAAAGACGCUAGAGGAGACUAAGAAGUCUCUAAGUGUUUUAGGAAAAACAUAGUGCCAGAUGUGAAGCGUCAAAGCUUCCCUCACUGAUAAGUCAUGAAGAAAAUCUUGAUCUUAAAGACAAGAUUGAAAGACUUAAUGAAACCCUUUACAAAAAGGAGAAAGAACUUGAUGACACGAAUAAGCAGCUUGCUAAGACCACAGAGGAUCUGAUACAGUCAGAAUCCCUACUAGAGCAAGCAACAGAAGAUGUAAAAACUUUGAAAGCACUGGUCAAAGUGCGUGCUGAAGCUCUUGAAGCUAAGGAGAAGCAAACUUCUACCUUACAGCACCAGCUCCAGAUAGCUCAAAGACAGUUAAUUCUUUGUCAAGAACGGCAAGAAAAGACAGACAAAGAACUUGAAGAUGCCCAAAGAGAGUUACAAUGCUCCCUCCAGUCAGGUCGAGCCCAAAGAGAACGCAUGGAGCAAACGUUUCUUGAAGAAAUGAUAGGUGAUCAGCCUCCUGAGAGAGCGCCAUCACUUCCUUCCAAACCAACUCUUAAGUAUCUCUCUCAGCAUCAUGACAGGACCCUGCUUGACCCUGAGAGGUCAUCCUUAAACCAAGAGUCCUACUCUCCUCCUCAUGAUGGUUUUUUACCAUUUCCCUCAGACAGGGAUCUUGACAAAAUUGCUCGCAUCAUAGCACGCUUUGAACCUGAGCACCAAGGUGCUACUGACACCUGCACCUACUUGAAAGACAUUGACUUUUACCUGCGGAAAUUUCCAGGUGCAACCGUUGAUGACAAAAUCUACCUUAUUAAGGCGACGUCAAGUCGAGAGGUUAGCAGUUUCCUAGAACGACAGCCUUAUCAUGUCAGAAAUAAUUAUGACUUGCUCUGCCAAGCAUUAAUUGAAGAGUUUUCUGACUAUUUGACCCAGACAGGCCUCUCUGCUGCUCUGUCUAUUAAACAAGGGAGAUCAGAACCUCCCCAACAUUAUUACAACCGCUUACGCGAAGCUUACUUUGGUUUCCGAAAUGAACCAGAAAUGGAGGAGGACUUGAACUUCAAAACGCUGUUCGUCCAGAACCUCCACCCUACCACCAGUCAUCACCUUGGCGUCUUAGCUUGUCCAAACACUUCGACUAGCCGACAGCUUCGUGAACUUGCUGUAAAAGGUUUUGCCAAACAACGACAAACUUUGGCUAAGAAAGCAGAGCCCGUUACUCUCUUGGCUAUGGAGACAAAAUCACUGCCCAUGGAGCUGAACGAAGCUUCAGACUGUGUAUUUUCAGGCUCCGAUAAGCCUCCAAAUGAGUGGUUAACCAGGCCUCCAAAACCUUUUCGACCUCAACAAACUCACAAAGGUCAAAGUUACACACCAAGGCCCAGGUCUGACUCAGACCAAUGCCGGGUAAACUUUGAGACCAACUGUUGUUAUUCAGACUCCCGUCACGGUGGGUUUUAUCCCAGACAAAGGAAAAACCAUCGACACCGCCAAAGGGGGGUGAAUGACUGGCAGAAUCAGAGUAAAUCACACUCUCAGAAACGACGAUCUUAUUAUCCACCUCAAUCGGUUUCAUCCACUUUGAAGGUGAAUAAACAUGACUACUCAGCUAACCACUGAGAUUAACACUGUGGAGUCAUGAAGGUGUGAGUCCUGCGAAAGCAGAAGUCACCUAGCCAAAGCUAAAUGACUCCAAUAAGAUAUCCAAAUGCUGUGGUGAUACAUUGAUGACUGCAAUACCAGUUGCUGCUUUCUUUGUUAGCAUUCGUCUCUCCUCUGUCAAUAUGGUCAGCUUGUCAGCUGUCAAAUAUCCCAUGAACAGAUUAAAAGCUGAAAUUUCUGUCAUUAAGACUCAGAUUGACAAAUUUCAGACUCAACAGCAGAUAAUUAGUCAAACCAAUAAGAGCAUCCUCCCCAAGUUUAACAGACAAAGUUUAAGAGAAACUCUGUGCAGUAAACUUUUGAUGUUUGUGAUUCAGGUUGACUAUGCUCAUACACAGAUGGUUAAUAUGUCUAUAGCAGACAUUUCUUUUCCACCUAAGUCUUAACCAUUUUUGAAACUGAAAUGGAACUUUCAGACUUCUCCAGCAAGCAUGAAAAACAGCUAUAGCUUUAGAUCCAGUUAGCAUUCACGCUAAAUCGUGUUUUUCUAAAUCUCAUUAAUAUUGAAAAUUAGGAGAUUUUCUUUCACAUUAGUCUACCAAUAGUUUACUGAGAAAACUCUAACAACUAGACGAUUUUAUUUGAUAGCUUAAUGCAUGCUUAAUUUUAUCUCAAAGCAGUACUAGUGAUUCACAUACUGAUGAUGAGACGCAUCAGUCCUAUUUGCAUACACCUGCUGCUGCUUCAUGGUUGUCUACUCGUCGUCCCGAUGCUCCAUGGACAGGACCACCGUGACGAAGGGGGGACUGUAGCAAUCAAGACAACCCUGGAUGUGAAACCCACACAUUCCUUACAGGAAAGUUUCCUUAUCUGGUCCCAGGAAACAGGAUAUAAAUCUUUCCAGACGUGUUUGCACUUUCAGGUUAAAUAAGUGACCCAACCGGAGGUUGACUAAACCUCUGACUCUUCAGGAUUGGUCAGUUCGGCGAACAGAGACAGAGUUUUUAUUACCUUUCAAACUGACUCCAUUACUGACCAUCUAAAUAAACAUUAACGUCUCAACCCAGAUCUCCCAUUUGAGAUUUAGCGUCUUAAAGUGUGUGAACAUACGGACUCCAGGAUAAGGGGGACACUGACCUCCAGACCUCGGUCGUAAAACCCUGCUCGACCAUACACUGAUAAAGACUGCAUUCCUUUGGUGAAAGAAUACAAAUGACUGAUCAUGACAUCUUACGCAUUCAGCAAUGUACUAAUCUGUCUAAUCAUGAAAUUUGUGUUAAAAUGAGAUGUUUCCCGUUUUUCUGUGCUUCAGAAGCCAAGUUAUCUUAUCUGACAGAAUAAAUCCUUAUUCUUUAGUUCUUUAGACCAACAGCUUUUCAGACUGUUUCAUGAACUUUUAAGAGUUAAAUUUAUUGACUAUGAAUCCUAAGUUUACUCUAAGUAACAGAAAUAGUUUAGAAAUGUUUGGUUUAUAUUUUAGUUAUUUAUUUAGUAUCUUAACCAUUAGGUGGUUAUAAUGUCACUGAAUAAUCUGAAUGUGAGUAUUUAGAAUCCAUUAUUAAUCAUGAUGACGUUCAUUCACAUGUGUUUACUCUUUUGUUGUUCACAGUUUCCAUGUGUUACUAUCUGUUUCAUUUCAGAGUAAUUUAGCAUGUUCAAUGUGAUACUUAAAACAUAAUGAGAAUGUUUGAUGUGAUCCUACACUUCAUUCAUAUGUGUUUAGUAUCAAAUUAUUUAUCAUGAAACCAAGCAUUCAAUGAUAUUAAUCAUAGUGAGUGAGUAUCAGAUCUGACUCUUUUACCAGCCAAAAGAAUAAGUUAGAUCAAAUAAUCAGAGACCCGAUGACCCCUCCUCUUUCUCCUCAGACACUCCCAGUGUGAGAAGAUAAAACCAGUGGAGUGGGGUUGCUCGCUCUCUUAUCUCUCUUAUGCUUCUGCUCUUCUGCUGACUCUCUUGUCCCCGGCUCUUAUGCCCCUUCUCUUCUGUCCACACCCUUCUGUGGUGCGUUUCUUUGUUUUCUCUUAGAACUUUUUCUUAGUCUUCUAAGUUUUACGCCACGUGUUGAUUCACGUUGAUUUUUCUUUAACAUCGUCUUAGUUCAAGUUUUGAAACUUCAACUUUUUGUGCACAUAGCAAUUCAAGAUUAAGCCUUUGAUUGAUUUUCUUUAAUUUCGCGAAGCCAUUUUUGAAAGUUUUCUCUGCUCUUCGAGCCUCGUCUUUCUGAGUUUUCUGCGUGAUUUCAAAGUCACCUCCGAACGCAAUCCAACAGGCCCAGGUCAUCCUCUGUGCCAGAGUUUUUGAGUGAGACUAAAGAAGUACCCAAACGAGCAUCCACAGGAUCCACAGGCGCUGGUUUUUGCUUCGGGCCUGAGUGCUGCAACUCCUGGCUCAUCCUUCGGCUGACUUCAGUCGUCUUCUGAGCUGAACCGCUCGAACCGCCAGUAGCCCCGGACCUUCGGAACCUGCUCCAUCUUCUCCAAGGACCAGUCUCACUUAAGUAUGCAAACCUCCAGAGCUCUAAAGAGGGCUGGUGCUGUUUCCUGCGUUCAUAGCUCAGAUAUCCUCUUAUUCUGGCAAUCUUAGAUUCCUCCAAAUCCACAUCCGAGUUUAUCUCGACACUAAAGUUAGUGUAGGUUAAUAUGUUAGCGCAUAUUCACUCACUAUCAUUAACUUUAGUGCUCCUAGCCUGACUCAGAAUCUUUAUUUAUUCACUUAUUAUUAUUUUAUCCUCAUUAUCUUAUCAUCAUUUAUUGCAUGUGUGUUGUACCAUCAUUUAUCCUGUAAUAAACAGAUCAUUAUUUUUCUAAGUUCUUGACUGUUAGUGUUCUUCCAGAAGUGGAGUCCCUGAAAUUAGAAUUUCGACUUAAGAUAUGAGACUGAUUAAUUAAGACUGAUUAAUUAAGACUGAUUAAUUAAAACUGACUUGAUGUUUGAUUUCUGAAUUAAACUUUUGUUUUCUUUAUUUUCCCACCAUUAAGGGUGGGUGGUGCCCCUUUCAACGAGUGCAUAAAUGUCAUAAUUUGAGAUUAUUAAUCUUCAGACAUUUAUUAUAAAUUCCAAUCGCUGCAGUAUUAUUUUGGUGCGGCCUUGUGAGGCUCAUUUCAAAUCGCUACACUUCUUUAACUCUUCUUUAACUCUUACUGAACUCUGACCUCCUUCUGUUUCCUCCGUUGACCAGUCGGCUCCAGUUUCACUCAGUCAGAGCGAACGUUUAAAGCUCCGUUCGGCCUGCUGAUUGGUUGAAAUUACUUGGACCAUAAACGAGCUGGGGGUGUCUGCAGAGACAGAGACAGACUCCGGAGCUCUGAGCUGAACUAAAGUCCAGGAGAAGGUUUCAGGAGCUCUUGGUGUGAAACUUACAGACAGUUGUGUAAAGAAACAUCUGGAGUUCACUGCUGUUGUAUUUUCACAUGUUCACACUUCCUCACGUUGUUUUGUGUGGGUGUCCCUGCAGAUGGCGGCCCCGUGAACAGGAGCGAGGACGGCCGUGCGUGUUACCCCAACCUGCCUGUCUGCCUGCCGUGCUGGCCGGGCUGCAGGAGCUGUCAGGACGGCUCCCCCUGCUGGGUUCAGGAGGCCUGGCUCCUCAGGGCCGCCGUGCUGGCCGUCCAGGGGGUCUUCAUGCUCCUCAUCUUUGUCAGCAUGCUGGUGGCCUACAGACAUCGGAGGAACAGGGUGAGUCAGGCUCUUCUGGCUUAUCGGGGCUUCUGUACAGAUGGGCUGUGAUGGAGCGAUGAUGAUUAUGAGAGCUGUUCCAGGCAGUGAGCCAUGGCACUCUGCUAAAUUAUAUUAAUCACAGAUUUCAGCAGGUGGAGCGGGAUUUUAGAUUCAUGCCACAAAAACCUCAAACUGAAGGUGAAUUUUUCCACAAACGGCUCAAGUCUGGAGAAGUCAGCGUUCAUCGUCAGGACGUCUUCACCUGGUUUACUGGAUACAGUGAUGAACUGGGAUCACAGUCACAGGAACUUUGUUCAUGAGGAGCACAAAGAACUUUAGGGGAUCAAUGAAAACUGAUCAAUAAUGUUUGUCUUAUUGAUCAACCUUAGUACUAUUAUUUGAAAUCAAUUUUAGGUCUUUUGGUCACAUGACAGUGAAGCUAUUGAAGGAAAACAGCCUUUUCUGAGAACAUCAACCGGUAAUUUAUUGACGGUCCCUUAUUCAACACCGACGUUGACAGUGAGGGUGUCGAGUAGAUUUAACCGCGCUGCUGUUGUUAUUCCCGGUUAUGGAGAGUGAGAAGACACCGGUAGAUCCUCAGAGAAUGUCCGUCAGAUAUCCAACCUGAAACUAACUUCACCGCCGUAUUUACAGGAAAAUAUAUCCAACCUGAAACUAACUUCACCGCAGUAUUUACAGGAAAAUAUAUCCAACCUGAAACUAACUUCACCGCUGUAUUUACAGGAAAAUAUAUCCAACCUAAAACUAACUUCACCGCCGUAUUUACAGGAAAAUAUAUCCAACCUGAAACUAACUUCACCGCCGUAUUUACAGGAAAAUAUAUCCAACCUAAAACUAACUUCACCGCAGUAUUUACAGGAAAAUAUAUCCAACCUAAAACUAACUUCACCGCCGUAUUUACAGGAAAAUAUAUCCAACCUGAAACUAACUUCACCGCAGUAUUUACAGGAAAAUAUAUCCAACCUGAAACUAACUUCACCGCUGUAUUUACAGGAAAAUAUAUCCAACCUAAAACUAACUUCACCGCCGUAUUUACAGGAAAAUAUAUCCAACCUGAAACUAACUUCACCGCUGUAUUUACAGGGAAAAAAAACAUUUGUUGUUUUUUUUAUUCGCACGUGACCCUAAAUAACUAUUUUUAGUCGCAGAUGUGAGUGAGACUGUCUCACUGUGGAGUCCUGUGAAGUGAUGCAGCAUCUAUGAUUUCUAGUUCUUCGUUGAAAGGAGACGUUUCUCCUUAGGUAAACCAUCUCUAGUAGGUCCAGUUGUCCUUCCAUGCGGUGAUUCCCACUCCAGAGUCCUGUCUGUUUUUAAAGCCCUGAAGAUCAGGACCAUCCAGUCCUGGUUUUGGUCCUGGUCCCCCUUUAGUACAGAGAUUUCUCCAGAUCCUCUCUGAAUGAUCUGAUCUUCUGUAGACGAUGAAAUCAGGAACUUUAUUCUGAAGCUCUUGAACUGUUCGCUCUCGCGGUCUCUCACAGAGUCCUGAACCUCUGAGAGACUCCGCCUCUCUGAAUGUUGGUCUUAGACCCGGUCUGGUGGACCUCUUUGGGUUCAUGUUCUUCAGAGUUUAGUCGUUCCUGUCUCUUUAAAACCGUCUUUGUCGUCACAGUUUUCAUUUAAAGGGCCACAGUCUGUUUUUAUCAACACGUCACCAAAGGGAUGUUUCUCAACGCUCAUGUGGGGAACUGUUGGUUUUUGUCAGUUUUGGCGCCCCCUGUGGACAAACAGUACCCCUAUCUUUCUUUCGUCCUUUUGUCUUUUCUGACCAAAACCUCAUCCUGCUGGUUCCAUUAGAAAAACGACUAAAACCGUUUCAGCCUGAUGGUUGUAUUUGCUCUGAAGGUCCUAAACAGGCAGCAGGAUCAGCCUGUUUCUACACUGGCUGAAAACUCCUUACUGAACCUUUAAGCAUCUCAGAACCUUAGCAUGUCGCUGUGUCACUUUGAGGUCUGGUACCAAACUAGGAGAAGUCACAGAGGAGGUUUAUUUUCUGACAUAUCCUCCUCCUCCUCCUCCUCCUCCUCAUGGUGUCCCUCUCUGCCUCCUCAGAGGAUCCGAGCGUCCGGCCUCCUGCUGCUGGAGACCAUCCUGUUCGGCUCUCUGCUCCUCUACUUCCCGGUGAGUCCCUCAGAUUAAACCCUUUACAGAUCACUGCGCAGCACAGCGUCCCGGAUUAGACCAUCAUCGACCAUUUGUGGGAGGGUGAACGGGUUUAGUGUGUGUGUAAGUGAACACAGGGUGGGGGCGGGGUCAGCAGUUUUCAUAACGAUUAUUGAUCGAUCUCUAGAUUCAUUUUCUCCAUUAAAGAGCUGUUAAUGUAAGUGAGCCGUGACUUUUGAUCCAUCGGUGAGAGAACGCCGCUCUAAGCCCGCCCCUCUGCUGUUACCCAGAGGAUCCUGGACUGCAGGUCGCUCCUUAUUGAUUGAGCUUAAAUCUGAUGUGUCAACAUGUUCAUGGGCUGUUGCCUUGGCAACUUAGAGGAAAUACACUGUAUGGAGGAUAAUAAACGUUACACUAAAUUUAAAUUGUACAGCUAUUUUUAAGCAACAUAUAACAAUAAUAUUAAUAAUAAUAAUAAUAAAAGUAAUAAUAAUAAUAAUAAUAAUAAAAGUAAUAAUAAUAAUAAUAAUAAUAAUAAUAAUAAUAAUAAUAAUAAUAAUAAUAAUAAUAAUAAUAAUAAUAAUAAUAAUAAUAAAAGUAAUAAUAAUAAUAAUAAAAAUAAUAAUAAUAAUAAUAAUAAUAAUAAUAAUAAUAAUAAUAAUAAAAGUAAUAAUAAUAAUAAUAAUAAUAAUAAUAAUAAUAAUAAUAAUAAUAGUAAUAAUAAUAAUAAUAAUAAUAAAAGUAAUAAUAAUGGUAAUAAUAAUAAUAAUAAUAAUAAUAAUAAUAAUAAUAAUAAUAAAAAAGUAAUAAUAAUAAUAAUCAUAAUCAUAAUAAUUUUCCUGUUCAGUUCGACAAUUUUAAAGGAAAGUUAAUUGGUCAUUAGUGAGUCUACAUCAGUGAGCUAUGAAGCGUUUACUGGACCGGGGUUUGAGUCAGGACAGUCCUGGAGACCGAUCCUGCUGUUUGAGGUUUUCUUUUUGGUCGAUGUUCAAAGGUAAACGGCGGCCCACUUACCUGACUGUGGUUUUAAAGGUCCUUGUUGAAAGGUCAGAGGUCACUCUCUCAUCUCAGUGUGUUGGAGUGUUUGUUUAAUCUACAAACAGAGCACAUGAUGGAGGUGGAUUCAGUGUGACCACUGUGGUACGGUCACAAAAUCAUGAGGAAGAACAAAAGUCAAAACAAACACUUUAAAGACAGCGGUGCAUCUAAACCCAUAGACUGUGUAUAUGAUGGACUACGUGGCUCCGCCCCCGUUAUUGCGUUGAAGAUAAAUUGCUCUCUGUAUUCGAACCUUUCCACUGAUGCUGCUUUUACUCGCCCUCUGACUCUGAACGCUACAUUUAAUAACAUAUCCCAUCAGCAUUAAUAGACAUGAGUUCCUGUUUCUACAGCAUGACCUUUGACCUAGAUGAUACUGUACAUCCUCACAGUCUGUUACGGCGAACAACAGGUUGUGUUUUAGUGUCUGCUCGGUGUGUUACAGCAGAGCGGAUGAAUGUAAUCCAGGAAUUAAAGCUCGUCCCGCAGUGACAGUCGCUCUCCGUCACUCUGGAUAAGAGCAUCAGCUAAAGCCUAAAAUGUGAAUGUAAAUUUACGCCGUUGUGUUGAAACCACUCAUGGAGGAUAAAGACCGAGCGAGAGCGUAAAGAACCAGAGAGCAGGUGCUGCAGACGUUCAGAGGAGGCAGAGAUGAUCUGCAGCACAAACAUAAUCACAGAUAAAACUAACGAGGCGUACCUGUAUUUACUCACCUGUUCCUCACUGACUGUCCUGCACUUUAUUUACCUGAAACACACAAAACAAGACGAACAACUUUCAGUUCUACUUUGGAUUUAUUCUUUUUCAAAUAUCAACGUUCAGUUCUGUGUCUGCUGUCUGUUAAUGACACUGAAAACACCCUCAAACAGACGUAUUGAUCAGCUGUUAUUGUACAAACAUCAUCAUCAAAAUGAUAAUCAAUAUCAGGCUCCACCCCCCCAAACUCUCUCCAACUCCGUUAAAUAAAGAAGAAAAAUGAAAAGCGUUCGACUCACAGGUGACGUCCCUCUGCCUCUGCAGGUGUUCAUCAUGUACUUCAAGCCGAGUACCUUCAGGUGUAUUCUGCUCCGGUGGGUCCGGAUGCUCGGCUUCUCCAUCGUCUACGGCACAGUCACCCUGAAAAUGUACAGGUGGGUGUUGCUUUAGUUGCCUCCUAACGUUUGCUCUCUCACCUCGACACAAACGUGUGUGUGUCUUAAACUGACAGGACCUGAGGGCAGAAGCUGGGCCUCUGUUUUAGAGAUCUCCACAUGAACCAAAGUCUGAAGAUGAGGAGUACGUUGAAGAUGAUUUCAGGGUUGUCUAAGCUCAGUCUUUCUCUCAUCCUCUCCAGAUUAAACUGAGUUUAGACAGGCGGAAUAAACUGUGGAAAAAGGGAAACUUUGUGUUCCCUUCAGAUGAUGAUGAUAAAAACUCUCUUCAUGGUCCACAAACCUCCACAGUUGGUUUUAAGCGGAUCCGUUCUUGGCUCUUUUUCAGGGUUUUGAAGGUGUUCCUCUCACGUACUGCCCAGAGAGUUCCUUACAUGUCCAGCCUCCACCUGCUAAGGAUUCUGGGAGUGAUGCUGAUGACCGUCAGCUGGUUCCUGUGUGCGUGGACAGUGGGUGUCCUCCAGAACCGGGACAGGAACAUCCCAGUGUUCAUCACAACCAGCACAUCAGAUGGUCAGGGGUUCAACCUGUGUUUCCUGGACCGCUGGGACUACAUGAUGGCCGUGGGUGAGUGGAGGCAGCAGUCAAUGUCGUCUCACGAUGGUACUGAGACUAAAUGUGACAAAAGAAAGGUACAAUAGAGCAAGGAGCCGAGAGGAGGGACCAACAUGAGGGUCUCAUAAAUGUCACUGUGAGGUCUUCAAUGUGCUGAAAUCUAAAAUGAAUUUAACUCCACACCAACAUUUCCUCCCUCAGCGGAGCUUCUGUUCCUGUGCUGGGGCAGCUCUCUAUGGACCGCCGUCAGGCCCGUUCCCUCUGCCUUCCACGAGCCUCGCUACAUGGGCAUCGCCAUCCACAACGAGCUGCUUCUGUCCACCAUGUUUCAUCUGUUCAGGUACACAGCAGCAGGUCUAAUGAGGGACUGCAGCAGUUCAUGCCUCUACUCCGCAGCAGAAAGACCCACUUGUCCGUGUUUUCUGUCCCUAUAAGGUUCACCUUCCCUUCUCUCCAUCCUGACUGGAUGUUGCUGCUCUCCUUCACGCACACCCAUGUGACCAUCACUGUGACACUUGCCCUGCUCUUCAUUCCCAAGGUACUCAGCAUCUACAGGUCAUGACACAAGUAUCUAAUAAAGAGUUUGAUGCACGAUCCGUCCGUUUGAUAGUGAAUGUAGGAUAUGUAUCAUCUAAGCACUCAACAUACAAAUGGUAGUUCCUUGUUUUCUGCAGUUUCUGUUCGCGUCGAGAUCUGGGAAAGAGGAGAUCGCGGCAGAGGUGUAUGAAGAUGAAGUGGACUUGAGACGAUCUGGCUCUUACCUAAACAGCAGUUUUCACUCUGCUUGGAGUGAGCCCAGUGUGGAUCCAGAUGACUUUCGGGUAAACGCUCUUGCCCCCUCAGAACGAUGCUAUCACUUUGCACUGGGUCAUAAUUGUGAAAAGGCAGACAAGAACCCAAAGGUCACAUUUAAACUAGAAAUAUAAAUGUCUUUUAAUUCAACUGAUAAACGCAUGAACUCAGAUAGAUCUUAAAUGCUUUAUAAUUUGAAUUAUAAACUGACAUGAAAUACAGUUAAAAGGAAAGUGAUCAUGUUCUUUAUAUCUCUUCUCCAUCCUUUAUCCUUAUCUUCUCCUCAACUGUGGUCUUGACUGAACAUGUUUUACCUUUCCUCUGACUUUUGUCCUUCUCCAUAUCCUUCUUUUCUUGUCGACCAUUUCCUCCACCCUUCAUCGAUCCCUUCUAUAUAUGCACUAGGAUGAGCUGAAGAAACUUUAUGCCCAGUUAGAAGUCCACAAGACCAAGAAGAUGGCAGCAAACAACCCUCACCUGUCAAAGAAGCGAAGUUCUCGAUGUGCGUUGGGGAGAUCGAUUAUUAGACGUAUAGUCGAGAUCCCAGAAACCGUGAGCCGACAGUGUAGUCGUGAAGAAAGAGAUGGAUCCUUCCACAGCAGAAGGUUAAACGAGUCCGACUCUUUCAGGACUGCCCCGGAUACUGCCAGUAUCAGUUACAGAAGUUCAAUCAAAUCCCCAUCUCCACCCUUACGUAAGUCCCAAAGUGAUUAUCACUAUGUCCGAGAAAGAAACGCUUCCCUGAGAGACUCCCUGUUAAAUGCCAAUUCAGGAAAGAGAUUCUCACAGCGCUCUGAGACGGACUCUUUAGAUAUUCCACCUGGGGUCUGUAAGUCAGCCAGUGCCCAAAAUCUGACCAUUGAUACCAAUCUGCUGCAUCCUGAUCACACCAGGCUUCACAAGUCCUGGAGUCUCACCUCCACUGCCCCCCACUCCAUAGAGAGCAUGUCCUUGGUGAACAGAUCCAACACAGUGCUGGCUCCAUCCAGGCAGAGCAUACCCAUCAGUGACCAGACAAGGAGCGCACUCCAGUCAGAGUCUUUUGACAAAGCUGAGGUCUGUCCAUGGGAGGUGGAACAAGAACAGACAAGUGACAAAAACCAGAAGCAUGUCACCUAUGCCAACUCUCAGGACAGUUCGGAAAAAGGACCAGCAUCUCCAGAAGUACUAAUCUGUCCCUGGGACCAUUUACCUCCUCCGGAACAGAGCCCUCCAGAGGAGAAAGCAUUACAAAGUGAAACCAUUCCCGCCAAACAACAACUAACCGUGUCUGCAAGUGAACCAGGCUCACCGAGGCCAAAGGUGACAAAAGAACAACGUGUGUUCUCCUUUCGUACCCCCACCAGUAAGUGGCUCUCUGUGAAAUCUAUCAUGGGAUCUAUGGAUGCGGGGAACAAGUCUGGAAAGGAUGGAGGUUCAAACAAAGAGGAUUCUGUGUCACAGAAAAGCCAGGAAAGUGCUUCAACUACGCCAAGAUCUAGUGCAUCCAGUAGACGUCCAAGCACAGAGAAGAAGACGCUGCAGAAAAGAAGUCUGACAACAGCAGAUGGAAAACCAUGUCUCGUGAAACAAAACGCCAUCAGACUCUCAUCUGGGGAUUCCUCCGACAGAAGCCCGAGAAGGCUUGUGAUUGUCAAAUCUGCGGUCUACCCAUGGGAUCUGGAUGAUAUGCAGAAAGAUGGCAAUUAUGAAAAUGUGUUUUUAUCACGGCAGAACAGUAAGCGAAGUGUGAGUUCUUGGGAAACCAGCAGCAGCUGCAGAACUCCUUCAACUCACAGAAGAGGUAGUAAUCGAAUCACACCGGUUCGCAAUGUUUCCCACGUAGAUGUGUGUCCAUGGGAGGCAGCUGGUACUUUCCAGGAAGGAGAGGGACAAAGGAAGCAGCAGAGUAUCAAAGCAGAUGUCUGUCCUUGGGAAUCACAGGUAUCUGAACAAUCUAAUGUAUGUCCAUGGGAAUCUCAAGAACACGAGAUUGUAAGGAGACAAGGAAGUGGACGUGGGGACGUGUGUCCCUGGGAAUCGCAGGAUAUUCCUGUAAUUUACCAAACUAAUGUGCCCAAAGAUUCUGUCAAAGGUUCAGAUAUCUGUCCCUGGGACACAGCAGAGACUCCCCAACCUUCAAAAUUGGAGGAUAAUGAAUAUGCUAACAUCUGUCCGUGGGAUGUUCAGGACAAGGCUGAGGCUGUGUAUGAAAAUCUCAAUCCUUUGGUGAACACGGGAUCAUUGACAGUACCUCUGCAACAAGGAGCUAUGACACCUGCCAUCCAUCCCGGUGCAUCGAAAGAAGUUUUGAGUAACGAGCAACAAUACCACGCAAAAUCAACUGCACAGCAUUUGGGCAGACAAGCAACCAAGACAGCAGAAAGUUGUCCUUGGGAAUUCCCAGCCCCCCCUGAAAUUACAGAGACCAUUUGUCCAUGGGAAGAGGGAAGCACAGGGCCAACAAAUACAGACUCAAAUUUGUCAACAACCGUCCAAGUAGAUGUUUGUCCAUGGGAGUCUGGACAAAGAGAUGAACCAUUAGACUCAAAAACAGGUGUCUCAGCUUUGGAAGCUACUCCCAUACAGACUGAAGGGGAAUGCAGCUCAAGACUGAACAUUUGUCCCUGGGAAACUGACGCCCCUGAAAAAACAGUAGAAACAAAAAUUAUGAUGCAAGGACAAAAAAGACCGGAAGAUGUGAGUCCAGAAUCAGGAAUACAACCAACCCAAAAAACAACUGAGUAUCGAGUAAGGCAAGACACUGUCUGUGCAGAUGUCUGUCCUUGGGAUACCGAGGAAACAGGGGCUGUCAAAAGCCAAGUACUGUCCUCAUCAGAGAAACUGCAGAGACAGAAAAACUCCAAAGAAGAUGUUUGUCCUUGGGAAACAGAGGCACCGAAAGACUUAAAAAGGCAAGACAGCUCUCGGGUAGAAGUCUGCCCUUGGGAGACAGAAGACACUAAAGUUGGUAAAAAGCAAGAAAGUCUCAAAGAGGAAGUUUGUCCAUGGGACAGUGAUGCACCAAAAGUGUUGAAAAAGCAAGAAAGUUCCCGGACAGAUGUUUGUCCGUGGGAGACAGAUGACCCAAACAUUCUCAAAAAGCAGGAUAGUUCUCGAGAAGAGGUUUGUCCAUGGGAGACAGAUGAUUCAAAAGUUCUCAAAAAGCAAGACAGUGCUCGCGCCAGUGUUUGUCCAUGGGAGACAGAGCAGCCUGAAGUUCUCAAGAGGCAAGACAGCUCUCGGACAGAUGUGUGUCCAUGGGAGACUGAAGAGCCAAAAGAUCUAAAAAAGCAAGACAGCACAAGAGCAGAUGUUUGUCCAUGGGAUACUGAGGAACCAGAACCUGUGAAAAAGUCAGACAGCUCAGGAGCAGAGGGAUGUCCCUGGGAAUCUGAAGAUCAAGACAUUCCAACCAAAAGCAAUGAUGAUAAUCCCACCGGUGACAAGGACCACCCUCCAGAAAACCAGGCCACGCUCUGUGUUGAAGAGAGUCCAGUAGAGACCAGCAAAGAGCAGACAGAUGGAUCUAAAGAAGGCUUAGCCCUGGGCAGACGUGAUGCCCUGUGUCCCUGGGAGGUGGCAAGAAGCCCCUCUGGUUCAUUCACAGACAAUACUUCAGAUGUUUUCACAUGGGAGCCUGAAAAUAUUCCAGAGGAAGAUGAAGAGGACGAUGCAGAAUGUGCUGCUGAGGCUCUUGUGUUCCCGCCUGACCUGUGAUCUAAAUCUAGCCUUGAGCUCUCCUACAAAAUCAAGUGGGAAUUUGAUGUUCUUAAACUACCUUGAGCUGCCCCAUUACUGGACAAGGGGCAUUUCACUUUAAAUUUCUAUGUGUAGGAAGGUAGGAGUGCAGAGUCAGCUCCCAUGAUGCUGAAAGACACCAAAAGCCGUUUCAGAGCGGGGGGGUUUGAUGACAUGGAUACGACACAUUUAGCAGAACUGGUAAAAGACCGUCUUUCUUUUUGCAUUGAGAGGGACACAGUUGUCAUGUUAUCAACUACAAACCGAUCUGUCGGCUGAUGAAGGACAUCUAAGACAUUUAGGCGGAGCUCCUUUUCUUCCUGCAGCCAUUACCUUAUAAAUGUUUUUCUGUCUUUUUAUAUUUUAAGGUGAUAAUUCACUAAUUUGCCCUUUGGAUAGAGUAUGUCUGACCCGUGGCUGAGGUAAAGGUGUUGUAACACCUGGACUUUAUAUGUUUCAGUGCUAAAUCAGCAUUUAUCAGAUAUCAAACUGUGAUCUUAUGCUGGUUUGAUAUUUUAAAACACAAAAGCGUUACGCAGAGCUGCCAGGACAACACUAGAUGUCAGAUUUCAUUACUUUGAAGUAUCAAUGAUUGAUUAAUCUAUGCAUACCUGUUUACUGAAGUGACUUCCUGACUGAGAGCCAGCGAUCAAUAUCCAUAUUUGAUCUAAUAACAUUCCAAAACAUCCAGUAAGAACGCCAAACGCUUCAAAAAUCACUUGAACUCAGAUUUUGAGAUCGACAGUGGAGUCACAUCUGUGAGAGCCGUCUAUCUCCAAGAGUUCAGAGUGUUGUAGAUUCUCUGUGUGUGCCGAGGUCAGGCAUCGUAACAAGCAUUAAAAACAUUUUAAAUAUUUAUUCAUUCUAAAAAACAAACUCACCUUUCCUGACUCAGAAAUUUACUACUUUUAAAUGUGUCAAAUGAUGUGAUUUGUGGUGGUGAGGCUCACGUUUGAGUUAAAAAGUUGUUUAAUUAGUUAGUUAUAAAAGUUUAGGAUGAACGUUUUUGAGGGCUCAUUUGUGCAGACAGUAAUAAAGAUGGAACAGAGUCAAAUCUCCUAAAAUAACAGACAGGAUGGUAUCGGUCUGUAUGACUCACAUUGCGGCCAUUUUCCUCUGAUGUCAGACUCGGUGGGAGGCUGAUGCAGUAAUGAGGUCCUGCUGUUUCCAUUCUGUUGGUGGGACUGAAAAAAGAAAAUCUGAUAUUUUUUACUGUUUCAAUAAUUCUGGAUUAACAAGUAAAGACCAGUCAUAGUGGGAAAUUAUCCUCGCCGCCGCCGCCGUCAUCGUUUUCUUUGUGGGGGCAGCAGCUUCAGGAGGGAAGCCCAGACGGCCCUCAUCCCGGCCACUCCCACCAGCUCCUCCUCCGGGGGGAUUCCCAGGCGCUCCCAGACCAGGCGAGAGAUAUAAUCCCUCCACCUGGUCCUGGUCCCUGAGGAGGAAACCCAUUUCAGCCGCUUGUAUCUGCGAUCUUGUUCUUUCGGUCAUUACCCAAAGUUCAUGACCAUAGGUGAGGAUCGGCACGUAGAUCGACCGGUAAAUCCAGAGUCUCUCCUUACGGCUCAGCUCUUUCUUCACCACCACUGAUCGGUUAAGCGUCCGCAUCACUGCUGACGGAGAAAGGUAGAUCACCUUCUCCAGGUCGGAGGGGAGGUCCUGACUCAAGUGAAGGAGUUCAA